Mangifera indica (mango) is the source of this 4142-nucleotide messenger RNA. RefSeq names its product LRR receptor-like serine/threonine-protein kinase FLS2. Gene Ontology annotation, biological process: protein phosphorylation. Gene Ontology annotation, molecular function: ATP binding; protein binding; protein kinase activity. NCBI's taxonomy places the organism in Eukaryota, Viridiplantae, Streptophyta, Magnoliopsida, Sapindales, Anacardiaceae. Gene Ontology annotation, cellular component: plasma membrane. Bases 171 to 3962 code for a protein of 1263 amino acids. The record is from RefSeq and is a predicted model, not a curated record. The transcript is spliced from 5 exons.
AUUUUAGCAACUUGUAAUAUUUUCAAACCCUCAUCAGUUUAAUAUUUUUAAAAAUCCUCAGCAAUUUUAUAAUGCUUGUCUUCUUAUAUUUUUGUUCAUUUUCUUAGAAAUUAUCAUGUAAAUAACACUUAUUGCUUGUUUCGUGAUACAAAAGUAUCCCAUAUUCUUUCAUGGAGAUGAAUCCUUCUCUACUUAUGAUCAUUGCUUUCUUCCUUCAUUGUUUGAUGCUUCUGUCGGCUACUGCUGGAGGAACCAACAUUACCACUGACCAAGGUGCUCUUCUGUCUCUGAAAGCUCAUAUAACUCAUGAUCCCAACAAUUUAUUGACCAAAAAUAGCUCCGUCUGUAAUUGGAUUGGCAUCACCUGCGGUGGUCGUAAUCACAGUCACAGAGUCACAGCUUUGAACAUUUCUCACUUGGGUCUUGGAGGCACCCUCCCUUCACAACUGGGACAACUAUCUUCAUUGCAAAUACUUGAUGUUAGUAAUAACAGUAUCUCUGGUAUUAUUCCCAGCUCCAUCUUCAAUAUAUCUUCACUUGAAAGCAUUGAUUUCAGUGUUAACCAGUUCUCAGGUUGCUUUCCUUCCAUCAUAUUCACCAUGCCUUCAUUAUUUUAUAUUGAUUUAAGUAGAAACUCAUUAUCUGGUGGACUCCCAGAAAGUGCUUUUAGUUAUCUUCCUAAUCUGGAAACGUUGUUUUUGUAUGAAAAUGAGCUUGAUGGUGAAAUGCCAGCCACCUUAUCAGAGUGCAAACAGCUGAAAUAUCUGGCCUUGUCCAUUAAUUAUUUCACGGGAGCCAUACCUAAACAAUUAGGGAACUUGACGAAGAUGAAGAAGAUAUAUCUUGCCUAUAACGAACUCCAAGGAGAAAUUCCACAAGAGCUGGGCAAUCUUGUAGAACUGGAGUUUCUGUCCCUAAUAACUAAUGACCUAACGGGGACCAUUCCUUCAAGUAUUUUCAACCUUUCUUCUCUAACCACCUUGCAGUUGACAAAUAAUAGCCUGAUGGGGAGCCUUCCGGACAACAUAUGUCAACAUCUUCCUCUACUGGAAGUACUUGGCUUGUCCCUGAAUCAGUUGACAGGUCCAAUUCCAAACAAUUUGUGGCAAUGUAGAGAGCUUCAAACGCUUUCUUUAUCAUUCAAUCAAUUCACUGGUAGUAUACCGAGGAGAAUCGGGAACUUGACAUUCAUCAAUGAAUUAUAUCUUGGCUACAACAAGUUGACAGGAGAAAUUCCAGAAGAGUUGGGCAAUCUUAUCGAAUUGGAGAGAUUUUCGUUAACAAACGCAGCCUUGACAGGGUCUAUACCUUCAGUUAUCUUCAAUCUCUCUUCUCUAAUCGAAGUGGACUUGUCAAAUAAUAGCCUAACCGGUGGCCUCCCUAACAACAUGUGUCAACAUCUUCCUGUUCUUGAAGGAUUGUACUUGGCACACAAUAAACUAUCUGGUUCAAUUCCGCACAAUUUGUGGCACUGUAGAGAGCUUAGUUUUCUCACCUUGGCAGAGAAUCAAUUCACAGGAAGUAUACCAAGAGAUAUUGGUAAUUUAACAUUGGUUACUGCACUAUACCUUGGCUGGAACCACUUGAUCGGUGAGAUUCCAAAUGAAAUUGGCAACCUUCCUAAUCUGGAAAAUUUGAGGCUUUACGGCAACAACUUCAUUGGUUCGGUCCCAGCUGCAAUCUUCAACAUCUCAACACUGAUAGAGCUCUCACUUGCUGAAAAUAAACUCUCGGGAAUGCUUCCACCUAUCAUAGAACUUCCAAAUCUUGAGAGGUUCUAUUUGGGAGGGAACAAUUUCUCGGGGUCGAUUCCCAAAUUCAUAACUAAUGUUUCCAAGCUCUCUCAUCUUGAUAUCGGAUACAACUCAUUCUCAGGCUUUAUUCCUGCCAAUCUAGGGGAUUUAAGAAGCCUCCGGUGGCUGUCCUUAGCGAGUAAUUUCUUGAAAUCUACUCCUGAUUUGGGUUUUCUGUCUUCUUUGAUGAAUUGCAAGUAUUUAAGAGGACUAUUAUUAACAGAAAAUCUGUUAAAUGGCAUGCUUCCAAGUUCCAUAAGUAACCUUUCCACUUCAUUGGAAAAAUUUGGAUUCGAUCAUUGUAACCUUAGUGGCAGCAUUCCUAAAGAAAUUGGCUAUUUCAGCAACUUGAUAAUCUUAUGGUCCGAAAACAAUGAAUUGACUGGAUCAAUCCCAGUUACACUUGGUGGAUUGCAAAAUCUCCAAGGCUUGUAUCUUCAAAAUAAUAAACUAGAAGGAUCUAUCCCACAGGAUCUUUGUCAUUUGGACAACUUGGUCGAGUUGUUCUUGGAAAAUAAUAAACUUUCUGGGUCAAUUCCUGCAUGUUUGGGCGAUCUUAUAACACUUAGAAAGCUUCUGUUAGGCUCCAACAGGUUAACUUCUUUUAUCCCUUCAUCUUUGUGGGACCUUACAGACAUCUUGCAGCUUAACCUGUCAACAAAUUUUUUGAGCGGACCUCUUUCACCAAACAUGAAAAAUUUGAGAGUCAUAGAUAUAGAUUUGUCGAGGAAUGAAAUAUCGGGUGAGAUUCCAAGCACCAUUGGAGAACUACAAAAUCUACAAAAUCUUUCCUUGAGAUACAACAGGCUACAAGGUCCAAUUCCAGUAUCAUUUGGCCACAUGACGAGUUUGGAAUUCUUGGAUUUAUCCAACAAUGAGCUCUCUGGACUUAUUCCUAAAUCAAUGGAGGCUCUUUCGUACCUGAAAUAUCUGAACCUAUCAUCUAAUCAAUUAGAAGGAGAAAUUCCCUCUGGAGGGCCAUUUAAAAAUUUCUCAGCUGACUCAUUUUUUGGGAAUCAGGCAUUAUGUGGUGCAUCUCGUAUGAAUGUACCACCUUGCAAAACCAGCAGUCAGAGAAAAUCGAGGAAAAAGUCCACUCUCCUAUUGAUUGUUUUGUUGCCAAUAAAUAUUGCAUUAACAAUAUUAUUCUUGGGUCUUAUAUUUGUGUUGAUCAGACGCAGAAAAAGAACCAUAACGCAGCCUAUCGUUGUUGAGAUGCCCCCGGAAGGAACUUGGAGAAGAAUUUCACAACAAGAACUUGAGAGAGCAACCAAUGGGUGGAGUGAAAGCAACCUACUUGGUGUAGGGAGUUUUGGUUCAGUUUAUAAAGGAAGUCUUCAAGAUGGGAUGGAGAUUGCUGUAAAGGUUUUCCACCUCCAACAUGAAAGAGGUUUCAAGAGUUUUGAUAAUGAAUGCGAAGUACUGGCUAGUAUUCGUCACCGGAAUCUUGUCAAAAUCAUCAGUAGCUGUUCAAAUGAAAACUUCAAGGCGCUGGUGCUAGAGUACAUGCCCAAUGGGAACCUGGGUAAGUGUUUGAGUUCUGACAACUAUUUCCUUGACAUUGCACAGAGGUUGGAGAUAAUGAUAAAUGUUGCAUCUGCUCUUGAAUAUCUCCACUUUGAUUGUUCAACCCCUGUAAUUCACUGUGACUUGAAGCCCAACAACAUAUUGCUAGAUGAAAAUAUGGUGGCACAUUUGAGUGAUUUUGGCAUUUCAAGACUCUUGAGCGAAGAUGAGUCCAAGGCACAAACACAAACCCUUGCAACCAUCGGUUACAUGGCACCAGAAUAUGGAAGAGAAGGACAAGUUUCUAGGAAAGGUGAUGUUUAUAGCUAUGGGAUUGUUUUGAUGGAAACAUUUACUGGGAAGAAGCCGACAGAUGAAAUUUUCGCAGAGGAAAGGAGCUUAAAGCGGUUGGUUAUGGAGGCUUUACGAAGUUCAGUGAUGGAAGUCGUGGACAAGAACUUGUUAUUGAGGGAGGAUGAAAAUUUAGCUGCAAAGGAGCAAUGUGUGUCAUGUAUCCUGAGUUUGGCUGUGGAGUGUACAGAAGUGUCACCAGAGAAGAGGAUCGACAUAAGAGCGGUAGUUUGUAAACUCUUGAAAAUUAGAGACACAUUACUUGCCAAUCUUGAAACUGGAAACGGUAGAAGGCGAUCGAAUUUAAAUUAAUUUUCUUUAGGCUUUAUUCGAGAUGGGAUUUUAUAUUGUUAGAUAAUUCAGUUCAAUGGCAGUUUCCAGUUCUAAACGCUGGAAAAAUAUAAAAGGAAAUGGUCGUUCUGUAUGCCUCCUUUGCUCUGUUUCCAUAUUCACUUAUAAAUGCUCUGCUGUAGCUUUCUGCUUAUUCUGCAA